AUGGGGAACCCUGAGGAACAGCUGCUACUGUGCUGGCGGAAGCGACGGCGGCGCGGUGGCUGUGUGUCGGCCGCGACAUGCACCAUGUCGCUGAGUGCGUCAACGAACCUGAUCAGCGGCUGCGCGUCCAUGGGCUGCGCGUCCCACGUGAUGCGUACUCAGGCCUGUAGCGCAGCGAGCAUGAGGUCCUUGAGCGCGAUGCGGGUGUCUGGUACAGCACUUGAGCGUCGCGCCGGCUGUGCCCGCCAUUCACCCGCACGUUUUCCGCGUCCUACAGCAGUUGUUCCAACGCGGCCGGGUUGUUCAAGUGCCAGUAUGGCAGCGUCCGCUUCACCGCAUCUACUAACCUGCGCUGCUUGA
Bipolaris zeicola 26-R-13 is the source of this 360-nucleotide messenger RNA. RefSeq lists its product as uncharacterized. The coding region runs from base 1 to 360 and encodes 119 amino acids. The transcript has 2 exons. Lineage: Eukaryota; Fungi; Ascomycota; Dothideomycetes; Pleosporales; Pleosporaceae. The record is from RefSeq and is a predicted model, not a curated record.